UGUUUCUCUAUAUUAUUAUUAUUAAGUCUAGAGUUAUACCAGCUACCAGUAGUCUCAAGUUGGUAUUACACACAGUGAGUCCAGUGUGAGAGAUAGAGUAGUGUGUGGGCUUGGUUAUCUAACACUGCAUAUAGAACAGCUAGUGUUUGUGAGCACCCUCAGUUAAACUGUAACAAGUGAAUGAGUGUGUUGCUUCAAGAUUAUCUGCUAUAGUUCAUUACAGAAACUACUUGCAACAGUCACAGAAUUAGCUGUUAGACAAACUUCACUGAGAGGAUGGUGGAAUAAAUCUAUCAGGAUACAAAAACCCCAAACAUAAUAAAACAGGAGUGCCAUCGGUAGGGUAUUUAGACAGUAAUCAUUGGAACAAGUAUUUCAGUUGUAGAAGAUCUGUAUACGAUGACAGGUUGAUUGAAGCACUGGGUUAUUUCAAAGGUAGAAUCGAAGGAAUUCUGUUAAUAACAAGCCAAAAUAAUUCUGAUUAAAAGAGAACAGACACUGUUUAUUUGUUGAUGGAAACUUUUUGACUAUUUUGGCAUCUUGUAAAUAUCAACAUCAUUAACUUGGCAUCCACCAGAUACACGAUAUUUGACAACAUCCAGUUUUCAAAAUGGAAGCCAAUUUUACUGAUGAGCUGUUUGACGAGAUGAUGGAAUCAAAUAUUACUUCCAGUAAUUUGACAAUACUUGGACAGCCAGACUACGUUCUCCACACGGAGCUUAUAUGUAACAGAUAUCUGAUGCCGAUUAUAUGUAGUAUAGGAAUUGUGGGAAACCUAUUGAGUUUAGUUGUUCUAACGCGUCGUGAAAUGGUGACAGCAACAAACUGUUUUCUCACUGGUCUUGGAGUGUCCGAUCUGUGUCUGCUACUUGUUCAGAUUCCUGCCUUUUUUGAGUUAAAUAGUCAACUUAAACACUCACCAGAAUUUCUAAUAAUAUUUCGCCAUUACGUUAUAUGCAGGUAUGUUUUCACCAACAUAUUUAUAACGUGUACCUGCUGGAUCACAGUAGCUGUUACCGUUGAGCGAUGUAUCUCGCUCUGUUUCUUGAUGCAUGCCAGGAUGACCUGCACCAUCCCCCGAGCCAAGCAAGCCAUCGUAGUUAUCUACGUGGCAUCGUUUAUCUUCCACUUUUCCAAGUUCUUCGAGUACACGCCUAAUAUGGACGUGACCUCUCCGCGGAAUGUGAAUUAUACGAGUCUAGUUCUGAAUAAGGCAUAUGAGACUUACGUACAUAUCAGCACCAUAAUGUUGGCGGCCAUUAUUCCUGUAUUUCUGCUCAUCAUCUUUAACAGCUUUUUGAUCUUCUUCCUGUCGACACACCGUCGUCGUAUGGCCAGAAGAUCGUACAACACAUCGUCCAUGUCCAGCGUUGAUAUGAUGCACAUCAGUUUAAUUGUGGUUACCAUGGUACUAGUAUUCAUCAUCUGUCAUUCGAUUGGUGUUUUUCUUGCCAUGACCAUCGCGAUAAAUGGUCGGCCGGCGGUGUUCGCGAAUCCGUUAUUCGUGAGUUUUAAAUACAUAAACAAUCUUCUUGUGAUGUUCAAUUCCAGCAUCAACUUCCUCUUGUAUUGCGCCAUCAGCAAAAAAUUCCGCACAACCUUCAUGACUGUUUUUUUAGGUAAACUCUUGGGAAAAAAAACUUCGUGGUCCUAUAAGUCUUCGGUAACAGAGCAAAGUUUGAGUACAAAAAUACCGGUCACGAAUUUUGUUUCCCAAUCGACGUCAAGUAGCUCAAAUAAAAGUGGUGAUCAUUCGCAGAUGUAGAAGAAACGCAAAUCUAAGGUGACUUCCGCUUUAUUAGCAAUAAAUUCACCAGUGAUCACAAUGGUGCCUUGAGGAAUUAAGUUUGCACAGAUUUUUCUUGCGUUUGUCGGCAAAUAGAGAUCAUAAAUAGACAAUCAGUGUUAGCAAAGGAAAUGACGUUUUGGAGGACUUCUACUUUCAGUUAGCAAACAACAGAAACAGAAGUAAUGUCAUGUCAAGGCCUAGUGUCAUGUCAAGGCCUAUAGUCAGAGAUAUACAUUAUUGAAGAGCAAACAAUGACACAGUAUGAAAUGAAGGCAUUGAUAUACAACAUGUAUAUCCUGGGUUUGAAACAAAUUUUUGUCCUUCGAAAAUGACCACCAUAAAUGCAGAAGGACCACCACAGUGUGUUUAGGUCCUACUAACCAUUCAAGCAAAACAAACAGUACUGAUAAAUUUUGUUCUCCACAUGAAUUUUAUCUCUUUUCUGGAUGUACACUACAUUCAAUAAAUGAUUAAUAUUUCUUUUGCCAUUCAAUUUCUCAUUUGAAAGACCUGCGUGUUACUGGAAGGACCGAUGUAUGCCUCAAGUCGUAACUUGACUUUAGACUGAUAUAAACUGUUGUCAAGUUUAAUAAAUGUGUGGAAGUUUUACAAAGUAAAUAAUGUUUUGACAAGGCACGACAUAAGGAAACACCUGCCACAUCUUUCAUUAUAACAGACAUCAGUCACUGUUUGUCGACAUAAUUUGCAUAAUUACGAUAUGAUACGAACAUGCGAGCGAACUUUUUACCUGACCAAGAAAGGGAACAAAGAUUAAUUUUUAUACUCAAAUUUUUUACUCUAUUUUGAUGAAGGAAGAUUUUUUUUUUUUAGCUUUAAUUCACUAUUAUUAUAUUAUAUGUGUUAUUACAGAGUUUUUCUGUAAUUUGUAGGAUGAGUCUAUUUUAAGGCUACUUGGGAAAGAUGGCCGGUUAAAGAGGUGAGAAAUUCCCAGAGACCAAGUUCCACAACAUAAGGGAUGAUAGGAGUAGGGGCUGGGGGAAGGUAACACAAAAUCCAAACUUUAUCCAGAAUUCCCAAUAGAUGAAUUCUCUGUCUGGAAACGUCCUACCCAACCGGCCUGAUCCCCCUCAACCAGCCUGAGAAUAGACUCUCUAUGUUAUAUAAUUUGGUCUGUACACAUGUAUAUGUAUAUCUACUGUAAUAUUUAGAAGAAUUUAUUAUAAUAUAUAGGGCUAUAUAUACUAUAUAAUAAUAUAGCUUAUGUAUUAAUUAUACACAAUAUCAUAUACCCAAUGUACAGAACGCACCUGGCUGCUUCCGUCAUGAAUUGUAAUUAUAGGUAUAACACCUGACAUGUAGUGUUCAUAAUAGCUUUAAGCACAUCUGUAGGACUAGAAGCAGCUUCAUUAAAUCGGAGAAACAUUUUAAAUAAAGUGUUUCUUAAUUAUACAACUGCAAUGAAAAUUAUGUAAGCUUUUUUAUCUGGCUUUGAUUGUUAAAGAGACAGUGAUAGUGAUUAGCUAAUCAUGUUAUACAGCAACAUGUUAUUAUAAAGAGCUCUUACCCACAAGCCUGUAAAUAAAGCACCUAUCACAGAUAUUGUCCGACACAAUCCACACUUUGUCAAGUACAAAGUCCUACUAGAUUGGUCUUUUUUUUCCAAAAUUUUGUUCGAUAUCUUUAAUGUUUUGGCAUACAAUUCAAAAUAUUUUAAGCAACUAUGAUACUGUUUUUAAUGAGUAGAAAAAUUAAAACGGUAGACCUAAUUGGAUGUUCAUUAACACAGAAAAUAAAAUAACAGUUCUGUUUAAGAAGCAUUUAGUAAAUAAAAUUAAAAUAAUCACAAGACAAUUACUGUAUUUUAAUUUGAGCUAUGUUUCUACAAUGAUUCGUUUGUUGUUUUCAUGCACGGUAGAACAUAGCUCUGAAUAUUGUAAGAGCUUUGUUAAUUAUACUGUUUAAACAGCAUUUAAUAAUUAAACACAUUCAAAUAAUUACAGCAGGUCUAUUUGAGACAAUUACUGGAUUUAAACAAAGCUACGUCCAAGAGAAUCAAGGGGAGUUGGGAUCAGUCUACCUGGCUCGUUACCUGUGGCUUGCAGUUGUAGUUUCGAUCCUUGAUGUGAGCAUAUGUGGCUUGGAGAUACGGGCGCCUUCUCUACCUUGUAAGUUUAACCUGGUCGCCUUCCACAGGAAAGAACCCUGAGGUUUUGCUAUUUAUAAAAAAUAUGAGCCCUUCGACUGUGAUACCACCCUCAAGAGAAGUUAGUAAUUGUCUACUUAGGACUGUUGUUUAUAUUAUUUGAAAUCACCCUAGUAUUUUUGUUUCGUCAGCCUGUUAGUUUAUCUGAAGUCACUAUUAUUUGUCAGAUAUUUAAUUUAUGGCAAUAAAAAUUAUUUUGUUGGUA
Messenger RNA from Patella vulgata (common limpet), 4158 nucleotides. RefSeq names its product sex peptide receptor. Gene Ontology annotation, biological process: G protein-coupled receptor signaling pathway. Lineage: Eukaryota; Metazoa; Mollusca; Gastropoda; Patellidae. The transcript has 3 exons. Bases 611 to 1765 code for a protein of 384 amino acids. Gene Ontology annotation, cellular component: membrane. The record is from RefSeq and is a predicted model, not a curated record. Gene Ontology annotation, molecular function: G protein-coupled peptide receptor activity.